CCCAGCAGCCGGUGCUUCAGUCCUCCUUUUCCAACAUGUCGGUGUACGGGCCAGUGGUGAAGAUUCACCCCGUCGUUCUCGCUUCUAUCUGCGACUCUUACGAGCGGAGAAAUGAGGGAGCGAGUCGUUGUAUCGGCACCCUGUUGGGUACUGUUGACAAGCACUCAAUUGAAGUGACCAACUGCUUCUCUGUCCCUCACAAUGAAUCUGAAGAUGAGGUUGCUGUGGACAUGGAGUUCGCUAAGAACAUGUACGAGCUCCACAAGAGGGUGUCACCCACUGAGGUCAUCAUCGGAUGGUAUGCCACAGGAUUUGACAUCACAGAACACUCGGUGCUCAUUCAUGAGUACUACAGCCGUGAAGCCACCAACCCCAUCCACCUGACCAUGGAUACGGCCCUGCAGAGCAGCAAGAUGAGCAUCCGCGCCUACGUCAGUGCGCAGAUGGGUGUGCCAGGAAAGACAGUUGGGGUGAUGUUCACCCCGCUCACUGUCAAGUAUGUCUACUUUGACACUGAGAGGAUAGGCGUGGACCUUCUGCAGAGGACUCGUGUUCUUCCAAGUCGCACCAAGGGGCUGACCUCUGAUCUGUCCCAGGUGGGGGGCUCUGCAGCCAGGGUUCAGGACAUGCUGACCACCAUGCUUGCAUACAUUGAUGAUGUGCUGUCUGGCAAAGUGGCGGCCGAUAACAGCGUGGGUCGCUUCCUGAUGGACCUCGUCAACAAGGUGCCCACCAUCUCAGCCGAGGACUUUGAGAACAUGCUCAACUCCAACAUCAACGACCUGUUGAUGGUGACCUACCUGUCUAACCUCACCCAAGCACAGAUCGCUCUGAAUGAGAAGCUGGUGCUGCUCUGAGGGGAUUUCAUUGAAGUGAUAUUUAAUUUUGUAUUUUUUUUUUUUUUUUUUUUUUUUUUGGGCAGACAUGAAUAAAUAUGUUUAAGUCAUACAGUGUUCACCUUUGGGUUUUUCCAGGCAUUGUUUUUGGUAAUACUGUAAUUACAAAUAAGACAUUUAGAUUUCUCACACGUGGCUAAUGAUUUUUAUGGAAAUGGAUUUUUGAAGUAAUAUUUGAAACCAUAUAUAAGGUAGCUCACAUUUACUGACUAACUCCUGUAGUGUUAUAUAUGAUGUUUGAAAUUAAAGUUGCAAUUGUGUUUUUAUGCAUA
Trematomus bernacchii (emerald rockcod) is the source of this 1168-nucleotide messenger RNA. It is a transcript of the gene eif3f, whose product is annotated as eukaryotic translation initiation factor 3, subunit F. The transcript has 8 exons. Lineage: Eukaryota; Metazoa; Chordata; Actinopteri; Perciformes; Nototheniidae. Gene Ontology annotation, biological process: translational initiation. Gene Ontology annotation, molecular function: translation initiation factor activity; metallopeptidase activity; translation initiation factor binding. Bases 36 to 857 code for a protein of 273 amino acids. The record is from RefSeq and is a predicted model, not a curated record. Gene Ontology annotation, cellular component: eukaryotic translation initiation factor 3 complex, eIF3m.